AUGUUUUGUUCAGUACUGACUUGGAUCGGACUGUACACCGGUACUGUUUGGUUGUACGAAAAUCUUCGUACUCCCGUACUGCUGGUACUAAAAAGUCUCACGCAGUUAAUAUUCCGUAAAGAAUUCGCUCAGCGUUACGGCAAAUGGGCCGUAAUCACCGGUGCAUCGGAUGGCAUUGGAAAGGGUUACGCACAUUAUCUCGCCCGGAAGGGUAUGUCGAUAGUGUUGGUAGCUCGCAAUGAAGCCAAACUCGCUAAAGUGGCAACUGAAAUUGAAGUGAAACAUAGCGUGGAAACGAAAGUCGUGGUGGCAGAUUUCUCCAAGGGACCAGAGAUCUAUCCACAUCUGGCAAAGGCGCUCGUUCCGUUGGAUAUAGGCAUCCUGGUGAACAAUGUUGGCGUUUCCCACGAUACGCCCAUGUUUGUGGACGAGAUAUCGCAGCAGAUGCUAUGGGACUUAAUUAACGUGAAUGUGGCUGCUGCAACAUUGUUGUGUAAUAUUCUAGUGCCCGCGAUGAAACAUCGCCAACGAGGCCUUAUCGUGAACAUUUCCUCAAUUGUGUCCGUGUGCCCGUCGGCUUGUUUGGCUGCUUAUGCCGCAUCGAAAGCUUACAUGACAAGCUUUUCGGUAGCGUUGAGAGAAGAGUUACGCCCGUUCGGUGUUGAAGUUCAAACUGUGCGGCCCUCCUUUGUACACACCAAUAUGACGGAGUUCUUGGUGAAGGGUGUAAAGGACCCAUGGAUAGAAAAGUUUUUGGUCAAUGUGGAAAAUUUCAUGACGUAUGCGGGAUGCACGAUCGGUAAGGUAGACAUGACCACAGGUCACUGGUCACACGGUCUACAGAUCGCAGGACUUUAUCUGUUGCCGGAAUUUUUUCGAGUGUUUAUCCUUGGACAAAUUAACAAGAAGGGACGAAACGAUUUCUUCGUUAAAAAUCAAGCUGUAAUCACAGUAGAACAUCACUGA
Messenger RNA from Anopheles moucheti, 966 nucleotides. Its product is annotated as inactive hydroxysteroid dehydrogenase-like protein 1. Lineage: Eukaryota; Metazoa; Arthropoda; Insecta; Diptera; Culicidae. The record is from RefSeq and is a predicted model, not a curated record. The transcript is spliced from 3 exons. Gene Ontology annotation, molecular function: oxidoreductase activity. Gene Ontology annotation, cellular component: endoplasmic reticulum. Bases 1 to 966 code for a protein of 321 amino acids.